Rhea pennata is the source of this 2273-nucleotide messenger RNA. RefSeq names its product CUE domain containing 2 (gene CUEDC2). NCBI's taxonomy places the organism in Eukaryota, Metazoa, Chordata, Aves, Rheiformes, Rheidae. Gene Ontology annotation, molecular function: ubiquitin binding. The transcript has 9 exons. The coding region runs from base 1037 to 1891 and encodes 284 amino acids. The record is from RefSeq and is a predicted model, not a curated record.
UUUAAUGAACUCUAAGAUACAUCUCCUGACAGAUGGGCUUUGGUUGUUUCUAGGCCCCUAAAGAGCUGCGUUGAAUGUGGUUAGAGUGGUCCAGCUUCUAUCUUGCUAGCUAUGGAAGUCUCAUCUGAGGAAAUCCUGAACCUUGAUUCCUGUGGGAAUCAUUUCUUAGCAGUCCACUAGACUGCUCCACAUGAAGUCAGGGAGUAGUACAGCUGGGAGCAUGAUGACAUCUGUAGCCUGUAAGCUCUAUGGACAAUGAUUAUGACAGUUCCUGCAGAUGCAGGGCUAAUUUUCUUCCUCAGGAAGAACUUGGGGCUUAUGCUGAGUGUUCGUUCACCUGGCAGCUUUGUAGGCCCAAGGGGGGAGAAAUAGUUAAGGAGUGGCUUUUCUCCACCACGUUCAGUCCAGGCCUGGUACUGAUAGCAGAACAAGGGCUGUGGGCAGCCCCAUUCUGUCAUUGCUUGUGUAGGAGGUCUGUGAUUCUUAGCACUCCCCUGCGAGUUUGAGGUUAUCAAGUGCCCCUUGUUGCAGCUGCAGAAUGGCUCAUUUACCAAGCACAACAACAGGCUCCUGUUUGGGCAGGAUUCCACUGGCAGUCCAUGCCUGACCUGGAGACCUUUGAUAUUUUGGCUGGCAGUCUAGUUGACUGUGCCCUGCUUGGUAUUUCUCUGUGAAAUCCACUCUAGGUUGUCUUUUUUCUCCAAGAGGCAUUACUUUCCUCCCCAUCAUUUUUGAGUGCAGGCAUCACUACAAAUGCUCUUAACUGGAGCUAAGAGCCCUUCCUGCAGUGAGCAAGCAAACCCCCUACCCAACCCCUGCUUGCUGCACAAUGUUCCAGCUCAGGAGGUGUGUCUGAGGUCCUGCAGCCGGACAUAUCUGAAUUUCCAGCUUUAGUUUAUGCUGCCCCGGGAGGUGUUUUACAUGUGCAAUACAGCUGCGUACUGUCAGCAUCAACACGAGCAGGAUACUCAAGAGACUGAGUUCGGCUGAUAUUUCCUCAUAUUGCUGCUUUUUGCAGAAAAAGAUUUGAAGAGAUAUGGCGCUUGAGAGGAUCAUUCGAGACACACUGACACGCUUCAUCCAGUCCCACAUCCCUGCUGCAGACUUCAGUGGAAUGGAUGAUGUUUUUUUCUCCUACAUCACGGGUGUCCUGGAAGAGCUGGGCUCACCAGAGUCCUCUGAAGAGACCUUUGACAUGGACACCUUUGUGGAAAUGAUGGAGGCGUAUAUUCCUGGUUUUGCAGAAAUACAUAGUGGGGAUGUUUGUGAGAUGAUGUUCUCUCUCUCUGAAAGGCUUGGUGAAGCUCGCAACAGAGAGAAACCUGGCCAAAAGGCUGUGGAGGGCGGGAGUGAAGCAACUUCUGAAGACCUGACCCAGGGCCAGGAGCCUGCAGCAGGAGCCUGCAACGGGAAACAUCUGCGCGCUUUGACAGAGGGAGCUGGGGCCCAGGAAGACAAUGACUUGAAGGAUGGAGUGGAGCUGCUACUGGAGAUGUUCCCUGCCUGUACCAUGGGCCAGGCAGAGAAGGCACUGUCCAUGGCCUUGGGUAACUUGGAGGAGGCAGUGCAGUUAAUUGUGGAGGAGAAGGUGGAAAUUGGCACAGCAGGCAUGAGCACAAAGGAAUGGGCACGGCCCCGCAGAACACCCAAUCAUGAGGAACUAAAACAGGUUAUCUUGCAGAAAUACAUGAUGGUGGAUAGCGCAGAAGAUCAGAAAACACAUCGGCCAGCUCCACCAAAAGAGGCUCCCAAGAAGCUGAUCCGCUAUAUUGAUAACCAAGUGGUGAGUACAAAGGGAGAGAGGUACAAAGACAUAAAGAAGCCAGAGAGCGAGGAGAUGAAGAGGACUUACAUCAGCCUCAAACCAGCCAGGAAGUACAAGUUCCACUGACAGCCAGUCUCUCCUGCUCUUCAGCCUCUGCCUCACUGGCUUGGGCAUGGAAGGAUGGACACGUGGCACUAGCGACGAGAAGGGACUCUUCUACCCUCCACUAAUUGGAACUAACCUGGGAGCCAGGACACUGCUUUCAGCUUCUCCAACUAACCCAGAUGACAAGGAGGGGCCUUCUCUCUGUGCGUAGCUGUCCCACCACCCUAGGGCACAGGGCAACAGCUGUCCAGGUCAUGGGUUUUCUCCUUUACUCCUUGCAUGGGACAUUUUUAGAUCUAAGAUAUGGCUUGUGCUUUUGCAACAAGCUUCUUACAAGUCUGUAUGCACUGUUGUUUUAAAAUGAGUGCUAGUGUUUAAUAAAGAUCAUGUGAGUUGGUGUGUA